This is a messenger RNA of Vicugna pacos (alpaca), 1959 nucleotides long. RefSeq names its product lumican (gene LUM). Lineage: Eukaryota; Metazoa; Chordata; Mammalia; Artiodactyla; Camelidae. The record is from RefSeq and is a predicted model, not a curated record. Gene Ontology annotation, molecular function: protein binding; collagen binding.
GCACUUCGUUAGAGAGUAGCAUGUUCCAUGCCACACCACAAGAACCCCACAAUGACAUAACUCCAUUCAGAGACUGGCGUGACUGGGCUGGGUUUCCCUCCCCCCCCUCAGCUCUUGUAUCACUAAGAAUCUGGCAGCCAGUUUCGUCCUGACAGAGUUUACAGCAUAUAUUGGUGGAUUCUUGUCCAUAGUGCAUCUGCUUUAAGAAUUAACGAAAGCAGUGUCAAGACAGUAAGGAGUCAAAACAUUUGCCAAAAAUGAAUCUAGGUGUGUUUACUCUCCUCUUGGCAUUAGUUGGUGGUGCCAAUGGCUACUACUAUGAUGAUUACGAUUUCCCCCUAUCGAUAUAUGGGAGGUCAUCACCAAACUGUGCACCAGAAUGUAACUGCCCUGAAAGCUAUCCAUCUGCCAUGUAUUGCGAUGAGCUGAAACUGAAAAGCGUGCCAAUGGUGCCUCCUGGGAUCAAGUACCUUUACCUUCGGAAUAACCAGAUUGACCAUAUUGAUGACAAGGCCUUUGAAAAUGUAACUGAUCUGCAGUGGCUCAUUCUGGAUCAUAACCUUCUAGAAAAUUCCAAGAUAAAAGGAAGAGUUUUCUCUAAACUGAAACAACUGAAGAAGCUGCAUAUAAAUUACAACAAUCUGACAGAGUCUGUGGGCCCCCUUCCCAAGUCUCUGGUGGACCUGCAGCUCACAAACAACAAGAUCUCGAAGCUUGGCUCCCUCGAUGGACUGGUUAACCUGACCUUCAUCCACCUUCAGCACAAUCAGUUGAAAGAGGAUACUGUUUCAGCUGCCUUUAAAGGUCUUAAGGGACUCGAGUACCUUGAUCUGAGCUUCAAUCAGAUGACCAAACUGCCUUCUGGUCUCCCAGUAUCUCUUCUAACUCUCUACUUAGACAACAACAAGAUCAGCAACAUCCCUGAUGAGUACUUCAAGCGUUUUAAUGGGCUGCAGUAUCUGCGUUUGUCUCAUAACGAACUGGCUGAUAGUGGGAUACCUGGAAAUUCUUUCAAUUUAUCAUCCCUGCUGGAGCUGGACCUCUCCUAUAAUAAGCUUAAAAAUAUACCGACUGUCAAUGAAAACCUCGAAAACUACUACCUGGAGGUCAAUGAACUUGAAAAGUUUGAAGUAAAAAGCUUCUGUAAGAUCCUGGGACCAUUAUCCUACUCCAAGAUCAAACACUUGCGCCUGGACGGCAAUCGCCUCACCCACACCAGUCUGCCUCCUGAUAUGUACGAAUGUCUACGCGUGGCCAACGAAAUCACUGUGAAUUAGUAUCUACUAAUUCCAGUUAUGUUGAGGUAUAUCCUCGAACAGCAUUUUAUGGUUAUGUUUAUUUGUGUGUCAGUUUUAUAGUAUUCAUUUUGUUGUUGUUGUUUAUUCCUUGAAUUUCAAAUUCUGAGGGAAAAUGUUUUGUAAACAUUUGACUACUUUUAUAAAAGGAAAGAUGAAAGGCAGGCCUAUUUCAUCACAAGCACAGACACAUACACACAUAUAGAAAACAAACUUAAUGCUUUCUUUGUAAAUUUAGUGUUUUCUACAUCCUUACUGUCAAAUGAUGUGCAAAGCUUUUUACUGGUUUCAUGGAAGUCAGCCAAGUUUUUUCAUUCCUAAACUUUAAUUUAAUGUGCCAAAAAGCAUGGUUACAUACAUAUGGAUGUUUCCUGUCUUAAAACAAAUUAUCUCAAGGUUCAAAUUUUAAUGUUCAAAUUUGUUUAGCUGAAAAAUAGGUGGUAAAUUUCCAGACCAAUGAUUUUGCAAACUACUAGACAAAAUUCAUGAAGCCAUAUACACUUAAAGCUGUAUUUUUAGUGUCACGAAUUUAAUAUACUUACCUAGUGAAACUCUUCUUUUCUAGAAUUAUUUUUUUCAUUCUAAGUCAUGUGUAUGUUUCUUUUUGAUUAUUUGCAUGUUAUGUUUAACAAGCUAAUACCAAAAUAAAACAUAGCAAAUGGCA